AAGACCUCAAAAACAGCAGGUGCGGUGUUGAGCUCUUUCUGUCUGACAGGCCGGCCAUCUCCGCCGUCACCAGGCGUGCAAGAUCUUUCCAGCGUCCACUGCUCACGAUUUUGUGACCUCAUAAGUACACUAUCUGCUCACUCAAUUUUGGUGUUUGAUUUUUGCUCGCUUCAUAACAGGAUCUCGAUCACCGACGAGGAUUAUGACCCAAGAUAUUCAAGAGCUGGCACGGGAGUGGUUGGAGCUCGACGAGGACAAGUCGACCACCGACGAAAUCAACAAACUGCUUGCUGACGGCGACACCAAUGAGCUGGAAAAGCGACUACGUUAUCGUAUCGCGUUCGGAACCGCUGGUCUCAGAGGGCCCAUGCAGGCUGGCUUUGCUUGCAUGAACUCUCUCACAGUCAUCCAAGCUUCUCAGGGACUAGCAGCAUACCUGCUGAAGACCGAGCAGAACGUCAAGACACGAGGCGUGGUUAUCGGCCGAGAUGCACGACAUAACUCGGAGAAGUUUGCCAGGCUCACGGCGGCAGCAUUUGUCGCCAAAGGCAUCAAGGUGUGGUGGUAUGAGACCAUUUCGCACACCCCCAUGGUUCCUUUCGGCGUGCGAGAGCUCAAUGCUGCUGCUGGAGUUAUGGUCACUGCGAGUCACAACCCUGCCCAGGACAAUGGGUACAAGGUUUACUGGUCCAACGGCUGCCAGAUUAUUCCUCCUCACGACAGCGGCAUUGCGGAGUCGAUUAUAGAGAAUCUAAAACCCGUCACCUGGGACACAUCAGUUGUGGAGAGCUCUCUUCUGGUUGAGGGUUCUCUAGGGCUCGUAACAGACACAUAUCACAGAGCAGUUCUUUACGCAGCAAAUCUUGAAAACCACAACAUCAAGAUAAGUAAAGACAUUAGGUUCGUGUACACUCCCAUGCAUGGUGUGGGCCUUCCAGCGAUGAUGCAAUGUGUGGAAACGCUCGGUAUCGCUUCACAGAUAACCGUCGUGGAAGCUCAAGCCUUGCCAGACCCUGACUUUCCCACCGUCAAGUUCCCAAACCCAGAAGAAAAGGGAGCACUAGAUUUGGCCAUUGAGACUGCAGAGAAGGCAUCAACACGCUUGAUCCUCGCGAGCGAUCCAGAUGCCGACCGUUUAGCAGUAGCAGAGAAGACAGGUGACAAAUGGCACAUAUUCACAGGAAACCAGCUCGGGAUACUCAUCGGCUCCUACAUCUUCGAACGGUAUCCAGCCUCAAAACCCCGCGACAAACUCGCCAUGCUGGCAUCCACUGUCAGCUCCAGGAUGCUUGCGGCGCUGGCCAAGAAAGAAGGCUUCCAUUUCAGUGAGACUCUCACCGGCUUCAAAUGGCUCGGCAAUAUAGCACGCCAGCUUGAUGCUCAAGGUUACAACGUUGCAUAUGCGUUCGAAGAAGCUCUCGGGUACAUGAUUCCACAAACAGUACACGACAAGGAUUCGAUCAGCGCAGCGGCAGUCUUCCUGACCGCUGCAUCAGAGUGGUCUGCCCAAGGCCUUACGCCAUACGCCAAGCUCCAGCAACUGUACGAAUACCUCGGGUACUUUGAGGACGCCAACACCUACCUUGUGUCCCCUUCACCGGCAGUAACAACCUCUGUCUUCACAGCUGUUCGAGCUCUGGACAGCCCACACCCCACCACCAUUGGAUCCCGCAAGAUUGUGCGCUGGAGAGAUCUGACGCUGGGUUAUGACUCGAGGAGCAAGGAUCAUACGCCAGAUCUGCCCGUGGACAGUAGCAGCCAGAUGAUUACUUGUGAACUGGAUGAUGGGGCGGUGUUUACAGUCAGAGGAAGCGGGACGGAGCCAAAGAUCAAGUUGUACAUUGAGUGCCAGGGCAAGAGCAGCGAGGAAGCAAAGAGCGGAGCGAAUGAGAUACUGCAAGAUUUGCUGAGGGAAUGGUUCAAGCCGGAGGAGAACGGCCUGAGGCUUGCUUGAGGUGGGAUGGGAUAGAACAAAAUGAUAAAUGUGGGAGUGGACAAUGGACAUGACCGGACAAAGAGCCUGUGAAUGUGAUGCCGUAUAGGCCAAAAGGCUGAUAACGAUAGAGAAAUAAGACGAGACAAGAUUUUCCCAACAUCUAA
Molecule: messenger RNA, 2100 nt
Organism: Dothidotthia symphoricarpi CBS 119687
Lineage: Eukaryota; Fungi; Ascomycota; Dothideomycetes; Pleosporales; Dothidotthiaceae
Product: phosphoglucomutase-like protein
Exons: 1
Coding region: 203-1954 (583 amino acids)
Biological process (GO): carbohydrate metabolic process; purine ribonucleoside salvage
Molecular function (GO): magnesium ion binding; phosphopentomutase activity
Source: RefSeq, a predicted model, not a curated record